GACAAAUAUAUACCUGGCAGAUACGUUUAUUACAUAGGUGUGUUGACAAAGGAACACUGUAACAGCUAAGAUGCAGUCAGGCAGAAAGAUGAAUGACCAGAUGGCCAUAGACAGAUGGGCAGGUUUGAGAGCAGACAACAUGAGUGCUUUAGAAGAAAGGGCUACAGUUAUGUUGUGGGCAGCCUUACACAGACAGGAUAUAGGAGCUGUACAAAAUAUGAUCCGAGAUGGAGUAGAUGUCAACGAACAAGAUAUUAAUGGGAUGACACCACUGUUGGUGGCCUGCUAUAUAGACAGUAUAGAUUUAGUGGCUGAGCUACUGAGGGCUGAUGCUUGUGUUAACAGUGUUAAUAAUACUGGACAUUCUGCCUUGUACUUGGCUGCUAAGAAUGGUAACAACCAAAUUGUAGAUUUAUUAUUACAGUAUAAGCCAAGAGUCAAUGCUAUGUCUAAGUUCAGUGGUAUGACAGCUCUUCAUGAAGCUUCACACAAAGGUCAUCAUCAGGUCGUACAAACUUUGUUAGAGCAUGGAGCUGAUGUGAAUGCUCUGGAUAAGAUGAAUAAGAUGCCUGAAUUCUAUGCAGCAAACCAAGCAACAAAAGAUUUAUUUAAGAGAUUUAGAGAGAGGUACCCACAAUACAACAUCUCACACGAAACAAACGGAUUCCGACCUAAAACAGAUGAUUCAGAGAUUGAUGAGAUAUUGAAAAAAUAUGCAGAAGACAGCAAGAAACCAGAGGAUAAUGAGAAGCUUGAAGAGUUAUUCAAACCACUUAGUUUUGAGGACAUUUAUAAAAAAAAUGGUGAUGAGGGAACAAACAAAUCAUAUAAAAGAGAACCUGUCGUUCCAAAGCAGUUCUCUCUCAAUACAGAGCUUGGAACAGAGGGCAAGAUUUCAUCAACAAGGGAUUUAAUUCAGAAAAAGCUAGACGAAUAUAAAGUGCCACCAAAGCAAGAUUCUCAAUAUUCGAAAAGAGUGGCUUCCCAAAAGGUGGCACCUAUGGAAGAGUCCCAAAAGGUGGCACCUACAGAAGGUACUCAAAGAGUGGCAACAGAAGAUACUCAAAAAGUUACACCAACAGAAGAUACUCACAAAAUGGAACCAACUGAAGUUUCUCAAAAAAUUGAACCAAUUGAGGAUUCUCAAAAAGUGGAUUCAGCUGAAAAUUCUGAGAAAAUCAAAGCAAGGAAAAUGAAUGUUUUUGACAGAUUAUCUAAAAAGUAAUAUAUCUUCAGACAAUUUGAGAAAAAUAAAUCGCUCACACUCAAAACAUUUUGAUGCAAGUGACAAGGUUCAUGUGCUUUUCUCAAAGGAAUAAUAAGCUUCUAUGUACAGAUAAUUCAAAUUCUUCAAAUGGAUAAAAACUUCAUCAUUUAGUUGAUUAUUUUAUAAAUUCUUAAUAAAGUUACAUUCAAGA
Messenger RNA from Mytilus californianus (California mussel), 1418 nucleotides. Its product is annotated as ankyrin-3-like. The transcript has 7 exons. The coding region runs from base 71 to 1225 and encodes 384 amino acids. NCBI's taxonomy places the organism in Eukaryota, Metazoa, Mollusca, Bivalvia, Mytilida, Mytilidae. The record is from RefSeq and is a predicted model, not a curated record. Gene Ontology annotation, molecular function: protein binding.